Molecule: messenger RNA, 348 nt
Organism: Acanthoscelides obtectus
Lineage: Eukaryota; Metazoa; Arthropoda; Insecta; Coleoptera; Chrysomelidae
Source: the annotation of a GenBank genome assembly
AUGAAGGAUCCAGAUGGAAGGUAUCAGUGCCUCACUUGCUACAAGUCCUACAAACAGAAAGGCCACUUGUCACGUCACAGGAAGUACGAGUGUGGAGUUGAUCCUCAGUUUAGUUGCUCCCUUUGUUCGAAGAAGUUUAGGCAUAGAAGUCCAAGAUUGCCAUCCGAUGACGGGAAGUUAAUGUGUCCAAGAUGCGGUAAAAGAUACGGUCCUACACUUAAUCUUGUAGCUCACUUGCAGUUUGAAUGUGGAAAGCAGAUGAUCUUGCAAUGUCCACUGUGUCCGAGAAAGUGCAAAAGAGAUGAUAUUCUACAAUCGCAUUUGAGGAAUAUCCAUAGAAUCACCUAA